AUGAUCGAGAAGUCGUUUUGGAUCAAUGUGGAAGAGGAGAAGUUUGCCAAUGACGAAAUAUUGAGAGAGUUGGAUGAAAAGUUUUUCCCGGUUACUAAGCUGAAACCAGAAAAUGAAGAGAAAAAGCGCCUUUCUGUCCUUAAACUUUUUAUAGCUGCUUCAUUUUGGGUUAUAUUUGUUGUCACUAAUGGAAAACUCCUAUCGCCAAAGAAAUCUAAUCAGGAUGAUAGUGCCAGAGUUAAAGAGCUCCAAAGACAACUGGGAGAGGCUCUACAAGCUAAAGUGGAAAUAGAAGCUAAACUUAACACAUUAAAAUCAGCAAUACCUCCUGCACCUCCAAUGCAGGAAUCAUCAAGCAUACCUUCACCACCUCCGCUUCCCAUACUAGUACCUCCCCCUAUGGAUGGCAUUCCACCUUUGGCUCCAGGAAUGGCUUCAGCAGUGCCCUUACCACCAAGCUGGCCAAAUGAGAGUCAAAACAUUCCGUAUGGUCUUAAGCCAAAGAAAAAGUGGAAUACACCAGUACCGCUGAAAAAAGCGAAUUGGAUAACAAUCCCUCCUCGAAAAAUGAUCGAGAAGUCGUUUUGGAUCAAUGUGGAAGAGGAGAAGUUUGCCAAUGACGAAAUAUUGAGAGAGUUGGAUGAAAAGUUUUUCCCGGUUACUAAGCUGAAACCAGAAAAUGAAGAGAAAAAGCGCCUUUCUGUCCUUAAACUUUUUAUAGCUGCUUCAUUUUGGGUUAUAUUUGUUGUCACUAAUGGAAAACUCCUAUCGCCAAAGAAAUCUAAUCAGGAUGAUAGUGCCAGAGUUAAAGAGCUCCAAAGACAACUGGGAGAGGCUCUACAAGCUAAAGUGGAAAUAGAAGCUAAACUUAACACAUUAAAAUCAGCAAUACCUCCUGCACCUCCAAUGCAGGAAUCAUCAAGCAUACCUUCACCACCUCCGCUUCCCAUACUAGUACCUCCCCCUAUGGAUGGCAUUCCACCUUUGGCUCCAGGAAUGGCUUCAGCAGUGCCCUUACCACCAAGCUGGCCAAAUGAGAGUCAAAACAUUCCGUAUGGUCUUAAGCCAAAGAAAAAGUGGAAUACACCAGUACCGCUGAAAAAAGCGAAUUGGAUAACAAUCCCUCCUCGAAAAAUGAUCGAGAAGUCGUUUUGGAUCAAUGUGGAAGAGGAGAAGUUUGCCAAUGACGAAAUAUUGAGAGAGUUGGAUGAAAAGUUUUUCCCGGUUACUAAGCUGAAACCAGAAAAUGAAGAGAAAAAGCGCCUUUCUGUCCUUAAACUUUUUAUAGCUGCUUCAUUUUGGGUUAUAUUUGUUGUCACUAAUGGAAAACUCCUAUCGCCAAAGAAAUCUAAUCAGGAUGAUAGUGCCAGAGUUAAAGAGCUCCAAAGACAACUGGGAGAGGCUCUACAAGCUAAAGUGGAAAUAGAAGCUAAACUUAACACAUUAAAAUCAGCAAUACCUCCUGCACCUCCAAUGCAGGAAUCAUCAAGCAUACCUUCACCACCUCCGCUUCCCAUACUAGUACCUCCCCCUAUGGAUGGCAUUCCACCUUUGGCUCCAGGAAUGGCUUCAGCAGUGCCCUUACCACCAAGCUGGCCAAAUGAGAGUCAAAACAUUCCGUAUGGUCUUAAGCCAAAGAAAAAGUGGAAUACACCAGUACCGCUGAAAAAAGCGAAUUGGAUAACAAUCCCUCCUCGAAAAAUGAUCGAGAAGUCGUUUUGGAUCAAUGUGGAAGAGGAGAAGUUUGCCAAUGACGAAAUAUUGAGAGAGUUGGAUGAAAAGUUUUUCCCGGUUACUAAGCUGAAACCAGAAAAUGAAGAGAAAAAGCGCCUUUCUGUCCUUAAACUUUUUAUAGCUGCUUCAUUUUGGGUUAUACCCAGCAAACACUGGGAGGUAACUGUGAAGUACCAUGGAAGUAACUUUGCAACUAAAAGCUCGCAUGCGAUGUAUUAA
Harmonia axyridis is the source of this 1953-nucleotide messenger RNA. RefSeq names its product titin-like. Gene Ontology annotation, cellular component: cytoplasm; actin filament. Gene Ontology annotation, biological process: actin filament polymerization. Bases 1 to 1953 code for a protein of 650 amino acids. Gene Ontology annotation, molecular function: microtubule binding; actin binding. NCBI's taxonomy places the organism in Eukaryota, Metazoa, Arthropoda, Insecta, Coleoptera, Coccinellidae. The transcript has 14 exons. The record is from RefSeq and is a predicted model, not a curated record.